CAUUCUCAUUUCCUGCCUCAUUAUCUUCCCCCAAGCAUCCACAGACCCCGUUCCUAUCCCUGCAGGUUACUCCUCACACUUCUUGUCCCUCCUUCCUCCACCUCCUCCUCCCCAAAACAAAAGGGUGCGACACAUAGCAGCGACAUUCGACAUCCGCAUCUGCAUGCAGCGCAUCAAGUGCAUCAAGUGUUUCAAGAGCAUAUCCCCAUCCAGCCCAAGCUUCAAAAAGAUAAAAACGACUGCACACUCGCUCAUUCAUUCAUUCAUUCUUUACCGCUCCUCUCUCUCUCCUCUCUCUCUCACUCCCUCUUUCUUCGUUGCUCCCCAUUGUUUGUUCAUCGACUCCCUCUUCCUCCUCUCCUCCUUUCGUCUCCAUUGUCACCACCAACGGCCAUCGUCUCUCUAUCCCCAAUUUCAUCCGCUGCACCCCGCUUGUUUCUACCCUUUUGCCGCUUCUAUAAUUUCUCGUCAUGGUCGAUCUCAGGUCACACAGAAGCCGUCCAUAUGAGUACAGUCCUGUACAACGUCGGACAAGGCUGUCGGGCUCAACAACUCCCAUCGCACCAACGUCUCCAAUCUCCAACAACGACCAGGCAACCGCCCCCAUCCGAUCGCCACUCAGGGCACGACUUCGUUCCUUCAGGGCAACAACAGCACACAAGGACUACCAGCAAGACCAACAACAGCAACAGCAGCCAUGCCAGGGACAAUUCGAGUUCAUUAUGGAUUCCUUAGCAGUGUCGGCACCGGAACACCGAGAGAAGGAUCAUAAUCAGGACCAUGGCAUGCUUACAGCUGGUGUGGAUGUGAAUGCAGAUGUGGAGAUGGUUCAGGGACCUGCCAUCUUUCGCCUUAGCCCAGAAUUGUUGGCGCUCAUUUUUUAUUAUGUCUAUGUUACACCAGUCGUCCAUCGCCCAAGCACAACGACCCCUGCAAAGAAUGAACAGAAUACCGCCCCAGAGGAGUUGUCUUCUAGCCGGUCCUCAUCUCCAACCUCACCCCCAUUAUCAUCAUCGAGCUCAGAAUCAGCCACAACAGAAGGUUUUGCAGGAAGAGAGACAUCCACAACAAUGACCAGAAACACCGCCCCUAACACAACAUCAAUGGUCACUACCACGUCAGACCCCUCUUUCAGAGACACCUCAGGGGUGAGGCGUAAAAAGGACAAAAGAAAGUCGGCCGUCUAUAUCCAGAACGAUUUAUCGUCCAUGCUGGCCCUGUGUCUCACCUGCCGCGCAUUCUAUCCCCAGGCCAUCCGCAUGCUGUGGCGACAGAGGACCCUGGCCGACUAUGACGACCUGACCGAAUUUUAUCAGGCGAUCGACUUUUCUGCGUCACUCAGGAGGCGACAACAAAAGCAGCGCCAGCAGGAACAGCAGCGCCAGCGGCCCGGCAUGGGCUAUGCUGUCGAAGAAGGCCUGUUCAACAAUGAGGCUGCACUCCGGAUCAAAUCCCUCACCCUGCUCGAUAUGUCCCUUGGGUCGACUUUGCCAAUGACUGCCAAUGCCAAUGCCACAUCCGCCCUCGCCUCUGGCCAAUUCUUUGGAAGCAGUAGCAGUCAUGGUGAUCCCCUUGCAGCAGCAGCAGGCACAAGUCUAGACCUCUGUCAAGGACUCGACAUGCUCACCAGGACCAAUGUCGCCGCUGAUGAGAGCGCCAUCCUGGCAGCUGCUUACUCCAAGGAUGCAACGCCGUUGUCGUCGUCUCCUUCGUCUUCUUCGUCGUCCAUGUCAUUGAGUGGCUCUCCAGUUCAGAGCAGGAGGAGACCUCGACAAAAGACGACAUCCAUCUAUAGCCAGAUGAUCUCGCCGAGACUGCUCAACACAAUUGCUCACCACUGCUAUGCCUUGGUCGACCUUACUAUCUGCAUGGACAACAAGUCCUCGACGUUCUUUCAUGCCCACGGCCCCAAGCUUCAGGCCAGCAUUCCGUUCUCGAUCAUCGCUGGGGCUCUUCUCUCCCUUAAGCGACUGACCUUGAUGGGCCUCGUCUGUGACCCAAAGCAAAACAAGACUGGAUCAGAGCUUUUGAUCUUUGCGCAGAACAUCCAACCUCUGGAACGCAUUUCGAUCCGAUCCUGCCAGGGAAUCACCGUGAGGACCUAUAUCGAACUGGCGAUGCGUUCGCAUCGUCAUCUACUCUCGGUAGAUUUUCAAGGCUUGGACUUUGAAUCGAGCCAGCAGCUGACGGACAUGAUGUCGGCCUAUGCGCACCACUGCAAAAAUAUGAAGUCAAUCACGCUGUCUUGCCUCAACGGCCUAGCGUUGGACGGUAUGUUCGAGGUCCUAGCAAGCCAUGGUGCCCCUGAACUUCAGGAACUGCAUGUCCUUGGCCAUGACUCCUUCCGAUUCUCAACCCAGCAACAGGGACAGCAGCAGCAGGAACCGGCAGCAGCGCCCGUACCGCCUCAACAGCAAGCACCCCAACCUGAUCAGAACAACAACGACAAUAACGAUAAUAAUAACCAGGACGGUGCUCACGUACCUAUGACCCAGAUGUGUCACCUUGCUGAUGCCAAUGUUGCCCUAUCCAAUCUGGCCCAGUUACCGCUUCGACGCCUUACCAUGUACUGCCCUGGCAUCACUGAUUUUGCGCUGUUCCAAUAUCUCCUUCGGUCACCCAAGCUCGUGGACCUGGUCUUGAACGAGCCCACUACGAUUCUGCAGCACUCGCAGUUUCAGGCCUUUGUGAACCAUCAUCUCCCUGCUCAUCAGGGCACAUCUGCUCUUGAGUCCUCGGACGAUACUUUUGGUCCUGUUGUCACUGGCGAAGAGCUCACGGAGGUGAUCCCUUUUACGAGCGCAGGAUUCAUGAAACUGAUCUUUGCGCGAUGCCCCUGGCUCAAGUACAUGUUCAUGAAGCUGACGCUGGAGACCGCACAGGAGUGGAUCGUGCAGCCUUGUUUCAAGGAAGCGAGAUUGGACAAAUGCCUUUAUCAGUACCGAACAGCGACGGGUGCGCCAGCCGUGGUCCUGAUGUGGGAUGCUCGCAACAAAGUCGUCAUUGGUGGUACCAAAGUCUGAUUGAUUACUCCUCCCCUCGACAUGACUUUUUUUUUCGAUUUUCAUGACCACUGCUCUCUUUUCUUCUGUCACACAACAUAAUUGAUGUCAAUGCAUACUUUUUCGUAGCCUCUACUUUAUACACAUAAUCGAUAAUCAUAGAAUACGUAACGCAUCACACCCACAAUCAUACUGCACCACAUAGUCCUAAACAGAAUGUUCGUGCAGCACCGAAUAGAUAAAGGUUCUUCUCUUGAAAGAAAGACCAAG
This is a messenger RNA of Gamsiella multidivaricata, 3272 nucleotides long. RefSeq lists its product as uncharacterized. The record is from RefSeq and is a predicted model, not a curated record. The coding region runs from base 471 to 3023 and encodes 850 amino acids. The transcript has a single exon. Lineage: Eukaryota; Fungi; Mortierellomycota; Mortierellomycetes; Mortierellales; Mortierellaceae.